Messenger RNA from Melanotaenia boesemani (Boeseman's rainbowfish), 5403 nucleotides. RefSeq names its product far upstream element-binding protein 3-like. Gene Ontology annotation, biological process: regulation of DNA-templated transcription. Bases 60 to 1784 code for a protein of 574 amino acids. The transcript is spliced from 19 exons. Gene Ontology annotation, cellular component: cytoplasm; nucleus. The record is from RefSeq and is a predicted model, not a curated record. Gene Ontology annotation, molecular function: mRNA binding. Lineage: Eukaryota; Metazoa; Chordata; Actinopteri; Atheriniformes; Melanotaeniidae.
GCUAGCAGCGCGAGCCAAUCCGGCUAACAGCUAUCGGCUAACGGCUAGCUAGUGGCGCUAUGAUGGCGGAGCUGGUGCAGGGACAGGCCUCGAUGAACCAGCCGGGGCUGAAGUCAGACGGCCUGGCCGAUGUUUUACAGAGGGCCCGGCAGAUGGUGGGGAAGAUGGGCGGAGAAGCCAUGUCCCACCUCAACAGCUCCUCAGGAAGCGUGGAGCCCUCGCUGUUCUAUCCUGGCCAGAAACGACCUGGAGAGGACGGAGUAGGUAACCAGCUUCCAGCCAUGGGCCAUCAGAGGUACGAGGAGCAGCUCGUAUUGAUUAACGCACACACACGGGUUAUCACAGAGGAUUACAAGGUCCCUGACAGGAUGGUGGGCUUCAUUAUCGGCAGAGGAGGAGAACAAAUCACCAGGAUCCAGCUGGAGUCAGGCUGCAAGAUCCAGAUAGCUUCAGACAGUGGAGGUCUGAUGGAGCGGCCAUGUUCUCUGACUGGGACUCCAGAAAACAUCGAGCAGGCCAAGCGGCUGCUGAUCCAGAUUGUGGAUCGCUGUAGAAACGGUCCAGGUUUCCAUGGUGAUGGUGAAGGCGGAACCUCGGUUCAAGAGAUGCUUAUCCCGGCCAGUAAAGUGGGCCUGGUGAUUGGCCGAGGAGGAGACACCAUCAAACAGCUUCAGGAACGAGCAGGGGUGAAGAUGAUGAUGAUCCAGGAUGGCCCAAUGCCAACAGGAGCCGACAAACCUCUUCGCAUCUCUGGAGACCCCUACAAAGUCCAGGCAGCAAGGGAGUUGGUUCUGGAGGUGAUCAGGGAGAAGGAUGGCGACUUCAGGCCAGGACGCAGCGACUUUGGCAACCGACUGGGAGGACCCAGUUUGGACAUUCCGGUUCCCAGGUUUGCGGUUGGCAUCGUGAUUGGAAGAAACGGCGAAAUGAUCAAGAAGAUCCAAAAUGAUGCAGGGGUCCGAAUCCAGUUUAAAACAGAUGAUGGGAUCAGUCCAGAGCGUGUUGCCAUGGUGAUGGGUCAGCCGGACCGCUGCCAGCACGCAGUCCACCUGAUCAACGAGCUUAUCCAGACUGCCCAGGAGCGUGAUGGUUUUGGCUCAGCCCUGCGCAGUAGCCGGGUCAGAGGUCGAGGUGAUUGGACUGUGGGUUCUCCUGGUCCUCUACAAGAAGUCACCUACACCAUUCCUGCUGACAAGUGUGGCCUGGUCAUCGGCAAAGGUGGAGAGACCAUUAAGAGUAUUAACCAGCAGUCAGGAGCUCAUGUGGAGCUGCAGAGGAACCCGCCCCCCUCCACCGACCCCAACACCCGGGUCUUUACCAUCAGAGGCACCGCCCAGCAGAUGGACAUGGCCCGCCAGCUCAUAGAUGACAAGAUCGGUGGUUCAGGGAUUAUCAGUAACGGCGGCUUUGGCUUCAGUCCUUUCACCCAGGGUCCUGCUGCCCACCAGAACUGUGGCAGUGGUCAGACCUUCCUGACUGGCGUUUGGGGAAACACCUACCAGACCAGCUGGCAGAACCCUGGACAACAGGACCCUGGUCACAGUAUGGCUCAGACAGGACAGAUGGACUACUCUAAAGCAUGGGAGCAGUACUAUAAGAAGCUAGGUCAGCAGAACCAGCCUCAGAGCCUGAUGACGGACUACAGUAAGGCCUGGGAGGACUACUACAAGAAACAGAGUCAGUCAUCCCAGCAGAGUUCGGUGCCAGACUACACUGCAGCAUUAGCAGAAUACUACAGACAGCAGCCCUACCUGUGGAACCCUGCCCAGAUACAGGACCACUAGAGGCUCCUCCCUCACCGGCUCAUGGCCUCAGAUGGUCGUCUACAGCAGCCAAACAGGGGUUUCCAAGCAACGCUCUGCCGCUUCCUCCUUCCUUUUUGUAGAGAAAACUAAGGAUUAACUGAAAAUCACAAACUCUUUUCUUUCUGUUUUUUAACCUUAUAAAGUUGACAUUUUGUCAGGCAGAUUUUUUUGGACUAGCCUCCGGUCUCUCCACAGCAUAGACCUGUUUUCCUUUUUUUUAUCAAACUUGAACUUAAAGAUGUAUCCGUGUGGCUUUGAACAAAACAAAUCCAGUAUAAUCUAUAUUUUGUCUAGUUUUAUUUUCCAAAAAAAAAAAACGGUGUGAGGCUUAGCAGUCUUGAGUAAGAAAAUCAGAUAUUAUUUUUGUUUAUGAUAAUGUUUUAAAGCAUGCGUCAAGAUUGUGUGUUGACUCUCAGUUAUUAUUUUUUAUUUUGGCAUAGAUAUAUUUUAAUAGCGUUGGAUGGAAAUGUGAUGUUUUACCGUCAGAGACGAAACUAUUUUGUACUAAAUCUGUGCUCGCUGGGUCCGUUCUCAAUCUAAUUUUAUCUGUUAAGUCACCAUCUUGGAGGUGCAAUGAUGCGUUUAUUGUAUUUUUGUUCGAUGAUGCUAGUUUUUAUUCAUGUAUCUCUAUAGUGAUCUCUUUAGGUUUUAUGAUGUAAUGAUGAAUAAAUGACGAUUAUAUUGCGUUGUCUAAAGCCAGAUCUCUCUGUGGUCAAGCACUUUGUGUCCUCACAGAAUUUAACCUCAAGCCGACAUGUUUCCUCACCUGCACUUUUAUAGCAAAAAGUGGGGAUUUACUACUUUCUUACAGAGGAAAUCGUAAUUAUUGUCAGUUCUGCAUUUUUAUUUCGCCGUGAUGUUUUUGGACAAACUGUUCUGAGCUCAAUGAUGAAGUAAUUGAUUCUAUUAGCAGCGUGUUAGCAAAAAAGUGUUACCCCUGCUGUGUGUUAGCCGAGCGGCUGUUUGUUUGUUAGCUGAACAGUCAUGUGCAAGCUGAACAUGACAUUGGGUGCUUCUUGGUAUUUGUUUUUUGAACGGGUUUUACACAUAUGAUGUGAAUGAAUGUAGGGAAAAAAGCGGUUUUUAGAUGUUAGCUAAAUGCGUUGGCAUAAGUUUUCAUUAUGCCGCACUUAGGACGUAUCACACAGUAGAAGGAGGACAAACAAAGCAUUCAUGUCAGUUUGAUGGUUAGAAUUUCGUAUUAAAACAUCCAGCAUAUAUUCCUAUUUAAAUAUUAUGUACACAGUAAAAUCUACUAAUCUUCUGUUUUGACUUGUAGCCAAACUGACAAAGUUCUUACGUUUUUAGCCCUUUAUCUGCUUGCACCUCAUAGCUGGCUUUAAACAAUUCAUUAGCAGAUUUUCAUCACCAAACAGGAACAAAGUGCAUUAGCUCAGCUUUGCAUUAAUGGUCCUCUCCUUUCACUACACUACUAGCAUCAAAUAGACUCGUUUACAAAUUUUCAUCAGCUUCACCUUGCACUGUGGAAAAAUAUUCAUGUUAGCCUUCCAAAACUCAAAUGUGAAUUUUGUAUUACUAAGAUGGCCGAAAUUAGCAGACAAAAUUAGUAACCUAACUCUUAAGGAAACAAACCAAGAACAAAAUGCCCCCAGAAGAAACUGUGCUGGUGUUAGCAUUUAAAUGUGAGCACUAUUAUUCAAAUCAGGGACGUAAUGAAUUUAGAUUCACUAGCAAAGUGUCACAAACUGCACUUUUGGGGGUUAAUGGUCAUCUGUUCGCUCUACACACAGGGCUAGCAUCCGAUAAUGAGUCAGCAUUUGCAAAUUUUCAUUUGUUAACAGGAAACAAAUUUGCAUUAUGAAACACAAAAGAAAAACAUGUUAGCCAUUCAAACAAGGAAAUGUAAAUUUAAUAAACAGAUAUCCAACAUUUUGAUUAAGAUGUAAUGUACCUAACUUAGAGACAACAAGACAAAAUCUAAUCUAGUGUUAGCAUUUAUAUAAUGGCACUCACACCAUCAAAACUCCUAUGUAAUCAAUUUUUUUAACGAUCUGCCUAAAACACAAGCUUAGCUUAACAACCUUCAGUCUGCUUUAAUCCAAUGGCUAACCUUGUAUGAAAAGUCAGUUUCAGUGAAUCCAACACAGGUCCACCAUAUCUAGCUCAGAGGGAUUUAACGUUUGAUAGCAAAGUUAGCUGGCAGUUGUGUGUUAGCUCUAUGUUGUGUUUAUCUUUGGGCUGGAUUAUUCUUCUCAGAUGUGAAGCUGUUGUGUUGCUGUUGUUGCACAAAUGUAAUUAUAUUUUCUGUUUUUCUUUUAUGAACCCAGCAGAACUUUGGAUCUACUGAUUAGCUUAUUUAAAGCGCAUUUGUUAAAUUUGAAUACUUUUUUUUUUUUUUUUUUUUCCUUUGUUUAUUCGAGCCCUGUGGUUAUCAAUGCAUCCUUUUUAAAUUCUCAUACUUUAAUUUGCGUUUUUGUGUGAGUCCAUCUUUCUCUUGUUAGCUUGCGUUACUGGUGAAUUAGCCAAACAUUGUGUGGGUUAGCUGUACGGUGCGUGUGCUAAGGUCGGAUGAUGCUAACUUGUUGAGAUUUGUCAGAUUUAUUCAUCUUCCUGUAAAUACAUACAUAUUUACAUUUGGGUAUCUUUGUUGGGGUGUAAUUCCAGCCCAAGCAUUGUAAUAUGUUUGUCUGCGUUGUGUGUUAUCUAAACUUUGUGUGCUAGCCGAAUGUUGUGUGUCAGACCACAGAGAGGUUUGUCUUGUUGAGGGAGAUCUGCCUGUAGAAUUAAAUAUUGAGUCAGUGGUUCUGCUUACUGUACAUUUGAUGAUAAUGAUGCUAAAAAUGACAACAAUGAUGAGUUCUCCUGUUCAUUUAAAUCUUAUGAAUAUUCAGUUUGUUGAUGAGAUACUAUGGUUUUUUGUAAAUUUCCACUCUGGCGGGUGCUCUCCAUUUACAAAAAUAUGUUUGUUUUUUUUUCUCUUUUUUUUUCUUUUUUUGUUUGUUUGUCCUGUUAAUGACAUUGUUUAAUUUACAUGUUGUCUAACCAGUUUGCAAAGACAAGCUGAGUUUGUAAUAUUCUCAAGACUGCUAGGCUGUCUCUUCUCCUCGUCUAACUGGGUGCUGCCGCAUUCAGAAGCUGGCAGGGUUUGUUGCUUUUCAACACAUCUGUAAUUGGACCAGAACCAUGACAAGCUAAGCAUUGUCAUCACAAGUGUGUUGAAGUCCUGCUCCUAGUUUUUGUGGCGGUUCCUGAGGCGAGGAGAGCUGUAGUGAAUUAUUAAAUCUGUUGGAGUGGACUUGGUCCGGUGUCCGGUUCUGAUUCUAGACUUGCUGUGGACUGUUUGUACCAUCACAGUCACGUCUUGAUGUCCCAGAACCGGAUGUGACUAUGCCGGUCCACUUCAGCAUGAAGCUUCCCGACAUCUGGUCCUGAAGACGGGAGAUGGGGGGCUUUUGGUUUCAUUAUUUCUGUUCUUUUUCUAAUGGACAGACGUCCUAACUGUAACCUACAGAUUUUUCUAUUAGAUUCUAUUGACAGAGUUGUCUAUGAGCCCAAUCCACGUGACUGUUGGUGGCCGAGGAAGAUCAUGAUGAUGAUGAUUAAUAUGAGGGCUAAUAAACAAGCUCAUUCUUUCUGA